Molecule: messenger RNA, 1349 nt
Organism: Cololabis saira (Pacific saury)
Lineage: Eukaryota; Metazoa; Chordata; Actinopteri; Beloniformes; Belonidae
Gene: mc2r
Product: melanocortin 2 receptor
Exons: 4
Coding region: 248-1159 (303 amino acids)
Biological process (GO): G protein-coupled receptor signaling pathway
Cellular component (GO): membrane
Molecular function (GO): melanocortin receptor activity
Source: RefSeq, a predicted model, not a curated record
AAUCAAGCCACUCCAUGUAAGCAACAGCGGCUGGAGUUUAACCGAGGGACGUCUGUAAGCAGACGCUGGAGCAGGUGUGGGUUUCCUGGAGUCCCUGCUGGAUCAACUGAAAUCAGGCUGCUGAAGUUCACCUGCGGCUGAACGGGACACCUAAGGAGAUGAUUUAAGACACUGGAUUUUCAGUAUCGGCCAGCUUCUGAAUUUAUUUACACACAACGGUGGUUGUGGAUUCAACUUUAGCCCGGCUAUGAACGGCAGCUUCAUGAACCAGUCGGACUGCCCCGAGGUGCAGGUCCCCGUCUCCGUCUUCUUCACCAUCGGAGUGGUGAGCCUGGCGGAGAACAUCCUGGUGGUGGUGGCCGUCAUACAGAACAGGAACCUGCACUCGCCCAUGUACUGCUUCAUCUGCAGCCUGGCGGCCUUCAACACCAUCGCCAGUGCCACCAAGACCUGGGAGAACCUGAUGAUCGUUCUGGCGGAUGCAGGACACCUGGAGAAGAGAGGCCCUUCUGAGACCAAACUGGACGACGUGAUGGACUCCCUGCUCUGCAUGUCGUUUGUGGGCUCCAUCUUCAGCUUCCUGGCCAUCGCUACGGACCGAUACAUCACCAUCUUCCAUGCGUUGCGAUAUCACAACAUCAUGACGAUGCAGCGCGCGGGAGCCAUCUUGGCGGUGAUCUGGACCACGUGCGGGGUGCUGGCCGUGCUCAUGGUGAGGUUCUACGACUUCAAGUUCAUCAUCAUUUGCUUCACCGUCUUCUUCGUCAUCUCUUUGGCCACGAUCUGCUUCCUUUACGUGUACAUGUUCAUGCUGGCACGCAUCCACGCCAGGAGCAUUGCAGCGCUCCCCGCUGGCGGAGGGGGCAAGCGUCGGCGGCAACGCAGCUGGGCAAACAACAUCAGAGGGGCUUUGACUCUCACCAUCCUGUUUGGAGCGUUUGUGGUGUGCUGGGCACCGUUUUUCCUCCACCUCGUCAUCAUCAUGGUGUGUCCCACCAACCCGUACUGUGAGUGCUACAGAUCCCUGUUCCAGCUGCACAUGGUGCUGCUGAUAAGCCACGCCCUCAUAGACCCGGCCAUCUACGCCUUCCGCAGCGCCGAGCUGCGGCACACCUUCAGGAAGAUGCUGCUUUGUUGCAGCCGGAAGUUGUGCUCAUAGAAGAUAAUGCAUCUACACCAGGGGUAUUCAACUAGAUUCGGCCGGGGGCCACAUCUGCAAAAGGACUAUAUGGAGAGGGCCGCACAAUUUGAAAAUGUGGGGGUUUUCAAAAUGUAUUUUGCACUCAAAGACGAAGACUUAUGUAAAUAUAAUACAUUUGUAUUAUACAUUUGAAUAUAUCUAGUUUACA